AAAAGCAUUUUAUUCUUUGUUGGUGGAAAUGGGUUUAGAGGGCAAGCACACCUGUAAUCCAGCACUUGGAAGAUGAGGCAGGAGGUAGUCUUGUAUCCAUAGUGAGUCUGAGGCCAGUCUUGGAAACAUAAAAUGUUGCCUGAAAACAGCCCCGCCCCACCAUACCCCAAACCAAAAAAUAACUGAAAAGAGAAAAGUUCAUAAAUUGCAAAAAACAUUCCAGCUUACAAACUGCAACUUUUCUGAAUGUAGGAAGCCUAUCUUUUUUCAAGAUUAUUUUUUUUUCUUUUCUUUUUUUUUCGGAGCUGGGGACCGAACCCAGGACCUUGCGCUUGCUAGGCAAGCACUCUACCGCUAAAUCCCCAACCUCAAGAUUAUUUUUAAUAACUCAUUUACUCAUUUUUAUUUCAUGUGCAUUGGUAUUUUGCCUGCAUAUAUGUCUGUGAGGGUGUUGGAUCCCCUCGAAAUGGAGUUAGUUUUGAACUGCCAUGUGGGUUCUGGGAAUUGAACCCAAGUCCUCUGGAAGAGCAGCUGACCCAUCUCUGAUAAUCUUAACACUACCCAGAGGUAUAAUAGACAAAAUGGGCCUUUACCCCAACUGUAAUUUCUUUAGUUAAAAUUGUGGUGUGUGUGUAGUCCAAGUGUGUGUAGGUGCCUCCUGAUGCCAGAGGUGUCAUAUCUCCUGAAGCUGCAGUUAUAGCUAACAAUUGGGUGCUGAGAACUCAACAUGGUGGCCCGUAACAGUAGCCAGGGCUCUUCUCUAGAACUCUAAACAUUUUUAAAUAAAAAUUAACUUAUUACAAAAAGUUAUUUCAAACUUGCAUGGUUCUAAAAAAGUAAAACAUGCCAUUCACAGACUCUUUCGUGCGUUUUUCAUUCUUCCAGAGUUCUGAGAUCCAGCGCCCUCUUCUGGCUUUCUAUGGCACAAGACACCGGUAAACAUGCAAGUAAAACACUCAUACAUGUAAAAACAAGAGAGCAAGAGCAAGAGAGAUCGAUAAUCUGCGGUUCUGCGGAGGCCUAAUGAUCUCAGUGUCAUUUCUGAAUUACACAAGGUGGCAUGAGAGAUUCUCAGAAUUGUCCUCUGACCUUCACAUUUAACAGUGGUAUGUGUGCGCCUACACAAAUACACGAAAUAAAAACGUAUACAAAAUAAUUUUAGUACUCAAUAGGGAUAACUGCUCGGUUUACAUUCUAUUACUUUCCAUCAUACACACUAGAUAAUCAUUAGUUUUUGAUUUUCAGUUAGCCUUUCAGGAAUCUGAUUAUAUGGACUCUCAAUUUCUUCUGUGCUCGGUAUACCAUCGGCUCUCAAUGUUUUAUUCAAAGAUUUCUUUACCUUUUCUCUCUUCUUUUGGAGCCACGUUCUCAUUGAGCUGGUCAGGCUCUUUGGAACUUUUAAAUCCCCUGCCUCAGUAAUCGAGCCUUAUGAUUAACUGGCCGGUUGCACCAUGCUCAGUCUGAAACCAAUUCUGUGCUUGGGAAGAUUUAAAUUGCAAAUGGACUCAGCUCUAACAGGAUCAUGACAACCCACCGACUCAAGGAGAAACAAUAUUGACAAGAGCACUCUACACUUCUACAUAUACCUUUCUGCCUCACACGCUAUUGUCCGGCCAUUACCCCACUCCCUCUUUUUCUACAGAUAGUGGCCCUACACGAUUCUAUCUUGGGAUUUUCCUUUGUUUCCGUUUUCUUUCUUUUUUUUUUUUUUUUCCUUUUUUUUUUUUUUUCCGGAGCUGGGGACCGAACCCAGGGUCUUGCGCUUGCUAGGCAAGCGCUCUACCACUGAGCUAAAUCCCCAACCCUGUUUCCGUUUUCUAAGAACACAACUUUUACAAAAUCAACUCUCAUUUAUGCUUCACUUAGGGAAGUCUUAUAUUUUUGGUUGUGAGCCUAGCCUUUAACGGCUGAGCCAUCUCUCCAGCCCACUUAGGUAAGUCUUAUGGAAAGCUCCCCAGACCCUGUCGCUGGCAUAAUCACAUGCUAUCCUACUACGCUUAUUAUUUCUCAUCUAUAAUUAAUUUUGUCACGCCCUUACCCGUCUUCUUUGGUGGAGUGUUAACUCUGGGAACGCAGUGACUGCUUUUCCUAAUUCAGUUACACAGCAUGUUCUCAAUCAACAUUUGUUAUAGAAUAAUGAGAACAGCUUGGAAUUUCAGUCAAAAGCUCCAUCUAGACCAGUGUUUCUCAACCUAUGGGUUGCGACCCUUAAAAGGUCAAACCACCGGUUGGACAAGGAUCAUAGGAAAACAGAUAUUUACAUUACGAUUCAUAACAGUAGCAAAAUUACAGCUAUGAAGUAGCAACAAAGAUAAUUUUAUGGUUGGUGGGUCACCACACAUGAGGAACUGUCUUAAAGGGUUCCAGCAUCAAGAAGGUUAAGAACCAUGUAGAUUCUAGAUGAAGUCCACAGUCGUGUGUGAAAAUCCACUUGAAAGACUCGAGUUUUAAGUGUACAGGAUCACCGCCCACAUCGCGAGGAAGGGAAGGGUAACCGUCUCUUUCACAGGUCCGAGGACAACAGGGGUUUCCGCUAGAAAAGUGAGCUAGGAAGAGAACCUCGGGGACACCCCGCGAAUCUCCAAAAGCACCGGCACCAGGAUGGGUCUGGCCUUGGGGAGCGCUCGGUACUGGCUCCGGCUCCAGCGCGCCAAGCCGUUAGCACCGCCCCUUCCCGCCGGCUCCACCCACCGCCGCCUAGUCACUAACCCUGGCUGCCGGGUGCGCGGCGCGUUCUUAAACCCCGCCUCCCGGGCUAGGGCGCGCUCUCCGCGUCGCCCGGCCCUAGGCGGUUCCGUUAGCGGCGGGAGGGAAAACCGCCCCCGGCGUCCCCGCCUCUGCUGCUAACGCUUUCCUCCCUACUCCCCCUGCGACCACCCCGCAGCUCGCUACGGAGGCCCCCGAAGUACAAACGUCCCUCACGCUCCGAGCCCCCUCGGAGGCUGCGUCCAGUCUGACUCCUCGGGCCCUAAAGCCCUGUGCUCAUUUUUCUUUGUUUUUUGUUUCUUGUUUUUCUUUUAGUCAGGAAUUCGCACUGGUGAGUUCCCUAAGGCGGCAGAAACUUUUGCCUCUUCACGGAAGUAAAAGUUGGUUCUCUUUUACCCGCUGCCGCCCAGGCCUCCCGCAUUCCUUCCCUCCCGCCUCUCCGGAUAGUGGCGGGCGGGGGAGGAGGAAGCCAGAGCGCCUGCGCGGGGAGGCCGCUUUCCAUCCGGGUCCCUGUCCGUGCGGUGCAGCAGGUCGGUAGGCGGGAAAUGGCGACUGGCUGAAGGAGCUGGUUCUGUUGCUGCUGAGGGAUAAGCGGGAAAGACACCACCUAUUGCGCAGUUGGGACCAUCGCCGGAGCCCGAGGACACUUUUCUGUCGUCACAGUGAAGGUUUACAUGUGGCACCCAUAAAAGAUGAAGCUGAGAACACGGAAGGCUUCUCAGCAGUCCAGUCCAAUCCAAACACAGCGCACUGCCAGAGCAAAAAGGAAAUACUCAGAGGUUGAUGAUAGCUUGCCUUCAGGAGGAGAAAAACCAUCCAAGAAUGAAACCGGCUUAUUGUCUUCAAUUAAAAAGUUCAUUAAAGGAAGCACGCCCAAGGAAGAGAGAGAAAAUCCUUCAAAACGGAGUAGAAUUGAACGAGAUAUAGAUAAUAAUUUAAUCACAUCAACACCAAGAACUGGAGAAAAGCCUGACAAACAGUUGUCUCGAGUAAGACGGAAAAGUCCAGUCAAUGGAGAAGCUGGUAGUUAUGAAAUGACAAAUCAACAUAUAAAACAAAAUGGAAAAUUAGAAGAUAAUCCUUGUUCAGGUAGUCCUCCAAGGACUACAUUGUUGGGGACCAUAUUUUCGCCAGUCUUCAACUUUUUUUCACCAGCAAAUAAAAAUGGAACGUCAGGUUCAGAUUCCCCAGGACAGGCUGUGGAAGCUGAGGAGAUAGUGAAACAACUUGACAUGGAACAGGUGGAUGAAAUCACUACCAGUACUACGUCAGCUAAUGGAGCGGCCUACUCAAAUCAAGCAGUUCAAGUGAGGCCAUCACUCAAUAAUGGUUUGGAAGAAGCAGAAGAAACAGUUACUCGGGAUAUCCCACCCCUUACAGCACCAGUAGCUCCCGAGAGUGGUUACUCAUCAGCUCAUGCAGAGGCCACCUAUGAGGAAGACUGGGAAGUAUUUGACCCCUAUUAUUUCAUCAAACAUGUUCCGCCUCUGACAGAAGAACAACUAAAUAGGAAACCUGCUCUUCCUCUGAAAACGAGAAGCACACCGGAGUUCUCCCUGGUCUUAGAUCUGGAUGAAACGCUAGUGCACUGCAGUCUGAAUGAGCUGGAAGAUGCAGCACUAACUUUUCCAGUCCUUUUCCAAGAUGUCAUUUAUCAGUUUCUGUUCCUGCAGAUCCACCAAUUCAAGACUCUAGGUCAUCUCACUCCCUCUUCCAUCCAGAAGAUGACUGCUAUCCACAAGCAGAACUGAAUCAAAAGACAUUUUUCACUUAGCUCUUGAGCUGAAACACCUCCUCAAUGACCUUCCUCUGUCUCCAUCAAGAACUGGAGCUCAGUUUUUUGAAGAUGUAAUAGAGCUACUCAGCCCAAAUGUGGCUGAUUGAAGACAAAGAAGAUACCUCAUAUGUCUCACCACAGUGCAUCAAACGCAACUGUGUUGUCCAUCUCCUCAUUCUGUACAGUAAGGCAGGGGCAUCUGAUUUUUUGACUGUAUUCACCAUUCAGACUUUAGCCAGUGAGUGGCUUUCUGAGGAUCAGUAAAAUCAACAAACUUUGGGUCAGCUGUCCAGAAAUCAGACUAUGGUAAGCACUCAAGGAGCUAGGAUGCUGUAGGGAGCUUCUUGUAAAGGAUGCUUUCUUUCAUUGGUAGAAGUUGCUUUUAUGGGGAAAGUUGGGGGGAAGAGGCCAAUAGAGAACCCAAUGGUUAGCAAAAUUCAGCCUCUUCUUACUUUGUUUUCUUGGACAUCAUAUAGCUCAGGAUAUUUUUCACACCACAAAGAGAGAAUUAGAAGUUAUGGCUUCUAACUCUUCCUAGAAAAACCAGCUUUACUUUUGUUACAUGAAGAGAAAAAUAUAUAUAAGUGAAAAAUUCUGUUGUAAAUACCAGACUACAUUUUUUCUUUUAUAAAAUUUAUAAAUUCUGACUUCAUAAUUAAAGAGUUAUUUUGUUGCUGAGUUUUAUAAACUUAAUUUUGUUGUAUAUAAGUGUGUAUAUUUGUACAUAAUUAUGCCUGUAUAUAAUAUUUGAGGUUAUUAAUAUUUAAUAUUGAUGUCACUUUUAACUAGGAGAGAAUAGUAUGUGAAUAGUAAUUUACUUUACAAAGUGUUAAAAACAAUAUCAGAAUAAUUUUAAACUUUCCCAUCCUUCUCAUUAAGUAAUCAUUGGCACUAUGUUUUCAUUAUAAUUAUUAGUAAUAUUUAAAUUUAAAAUGAUAGAAAUUAAACUUACAAUUUUCUCCUUAUCAAAAAUUAGAAAAUAUAUUUCAUUGGUAAUUCUUGAAGUAUCUCUUUCAAAUUAGGAAUGAUUCAUUGAAAAAAACUCAGAUUGUAUAGCCAGACAGGUGAAAGGUACAGGCCUGUUGUUGAAGCCUAGAAGGCUGAGCAGGGAGAAUGUGGAAUCAAGGUUUGCUUGGGCUAUAGAAUAGUGGGGAGGAGCAGAUGGACUGUACAUAGAACGUUCUUACUUAGCAGCUGACAGUUGAUUACAGUGUCCACUAAGUUGAAGCGUCCACUAUCUUUAGAUUUUUUUUUUUUAAGAUUUAUUCAUUUAUUAUAUAUAAGUACACUGUAACUGUCUUCCGAUACACCAGAAGAGGGCAUCGGAUCUCUUUACAGAUGGUUGUGAGCCACCAUGUGGUUGCUGGGAAUUGAACUCAUGACCUCUGGAAGAGCAGUCGGGUGCUCUUAACUGCUGAGCCAUCUCUCCAGCCCUCUUUAGAGUUUUUAAAAGUGAUUUUAUUUAACUUUAUGUAUUUUUGAGAUAAGGUCUCACUGUGGAGCCCAAGCUGGCCUAGAACUCAUAAUCCCUCAGUUUGAUUGCUAGAAUGAUUUGUUAUUGUUGAUGUUAUUACUACUACAGCUGCUGCUAUUGGAGACAGUCUCACUGUAAAACCCUGACUGGUCUAGAAUGUGCCCUUGUAGAUCAGGGUGGUCUUAAUAGCACAAAUAUCCACCUGUCUCUGCCUCUGGAAUGCUGGGAUUAAAGGCUUGAGCCACCAUUCUGGUAUAUACUAGAGUGUUUUUUUAAAGGCAACAUUUUUUAACAUGGCUACUUACUUUCUUUUUGCUCUUAAAAUAAUUGCAGUUUCUCUUAAUAUGUCAUUAAAAGUUUUAUUUAUGUAUUAUAUACUUAAAUUUAUGUACAAAUAAAUGGCCAUUUUUCCAUAAUAAACAUUUAUGUUUCAUUGACAAUUUAAUCAUGUACACGAAUACAUUAAACUUCAAUUUAUCCUAUUUGAAUCCCUUUUCAGAUUGAAUUCUAUUUCCAUAGUUAAGGAGAAACUGAUUGAUGUUUCAACCCUUCCCUGUACAUCCCUAUAUUUAUUCCUUCUACAAAUACUUUGUCUGCAUGCAUCUCACUAGAACUGGGUGAAGCAAAUGAUGAUGUGGGUUUUGAAGUUGAGCCCUCCAUGGCUCCUACUAGAGUAGUCUUCUAUCCUGGGAGAAGAUUUGGCCUUUGUUUCUGUGUUUGAUACUAAUGCUAAGAAAACAUUAGUGGAAUCAAUAGUAUUUCUCUUUUAAGAGACUGGGUUCUCUUAAAAGAACUGUAUGUUCUCUUUAGAAUUUUGGUUGUUCAUUUCUGCCCCAUUUAAUAAUAUUGGCUACUGGUGACUGGUUACUUUUAAAUAAAGAGGUAGGUAAUAAUAGUUAACAGCUUUUAUCACUUCAAAUGUGUGGCCACAAUUCCAAAUGCUUUAUGUGUAUUAUCUAACCUUUAUAACAUUGGGAUCCAUUUAUAGAUGAGGAAACUAUGUAUCUGUUCAUUGUAGAACCUUUUCCCCAGAUAAUGACAGCAUUUAAUUCUUCAAAAACUUCAGCGUCAUUUGUUUUCUGCUACCCAAGUGCAGAGAUCGCAUGUGUAGAGAUGACAUGGACAACUAUACUUGUCUCCAGUUAUUAAAUAAGAAGUAUUCGCUAAUUAUCUCUUAUUUUUGAUACAUUAAGUCAUAAUGUAGCUUAGACUGAUAUUAAACUCAACGAAAUCCUGUGCUUCCACCUCUAGAGUAGUGGGGUUAAAGGCCUGUGUCUCCAGUGAGUUCUAAUGUAUGUUUCUUUCGGUGCUGUUAACGGACCCCAGGGCCUGUGUAAGCGGAGCACACAUGUAAACCUAGACCAAAUAAUCCCACCUUAUAAAGUUACUAUUUAUAAAAAUUAAAAUUAUAUAUCAAUAAGUUUAAAGGGUAUUCUUAAAAAUAUACUGAAGACUUUUUUUUUUUUUUUUUUUUUUUUUUGAGACUGGGUUUCUCUGUGUAGCCCUGGACAUCCUAGAACUUGCUCUGUAAACCAGGUUGACCUCAAAUUCAGAGAUGAGCCUGCCUCUGCCUCCCAAGUGUAAUUAAAGGUGUGUGCCACCAUGGCCAGUGAAAGGUUUUUUUUGUUUGUUUGUUUGUUUUAAAUGUUAGUAUCAUAGUGUCUGUGCUUAAAACUCAUGUAAAGUUUUUCUUUUAAGAAGAUUCUUGGUCCUGUUAAGAGAUGAAAGUUUGAUAAACAAAUAUAAAUAAGUUAAAUUUGAACUUAUCUAGAGUUAACAAUUUUUAAGUAGUUUUCGAAGCAAUUGACUUUUACUAUGACUCUGUUCGUAUAUUUUAGAGCCAUGUACAUAUAGUUAGGGAGUUUUCAUGGACAUGAUACCAAGGAAGAUGCAGAAAACAAGCUAUUAUUCAUUGUCAAGUGCUGUUAAUGUAGUAUACUAUUUUCUUAUGUAAUUCUUCUAUAUAAAAUUUAAAUUUUAGUAAGACAAGUUUCUAAUAAAGUCUAAUGGUUUUUGUUAUUGGUGUUUUGUUGUUUUCUAGGUUUUCUUUGUGUAGCCCUGGCUGUCCUAUGCAGACCAGGCUGGCCUCGAACUCACUAAGAUCUGCCUGCCUCUGCCUCCUGAGUGGUGUGACUAGAAGCAUACACUCGCACCACUACCACCCAGCAGAUUCUAAUGUUUCUAAUAUUUAGAAAUUUGGCAUAAUAUUCACAAAUGCUCACUUUUGAGUGAUUGUCAUUCUUACAGAUAAUUACUUUUUACUACCAGUAGGCAUUAUUUUUUUUUUCCAAAAUACAUGUGGUUUGUUGUGAAGAGAUUUAAAUUAAGUAGCAUUGCUGUAGGUUUGCAAGAAAAGAAAAGUAGAGUGAACUCAUUCUUUUGGUCUUUGUGAGUUUGCAGAUAGGUUUGGUUGGGCAUGGUUGCUUACUCACACUUGUAACAUCAGCAUUGAGAAGGCUGGGGCAGGAAAGAUUACCCCCUGUAUCCAGCCAUCUUGGCUACAUAGUAAGUUCUAGACUGGUCUGGGCUGCACAGUAAGACUCUGUCUCAACAUAAAACAAAAAGCUCUGAGUCUGAAGGAGGAUAGUUGGUAGAAAAUGAGGACUGGAUACUUUAGAAUGGAAUCCUUUAUGAGACUGAAGUUUGGAAACGGAAAAGAGCUAAUGGUUACUUGAGGAAUCAGGUUUGAAGCAUUUAAAAUGAUGCACAUGUCUAUCUGUGUGACCUGAUAUAAAUAAAUAACAAGAAUUGAACUUUUAAAUGUUAAGGACUAAACUUUUGAGGCCAACAAGAUAGCUCAGCAGGAAAAGACUUGUCACAAACCCUGACAAUCUGGGUUUGAUCGCUGGGCCAAAAAAGUGGAUUUUUGAAAGUUGUCCUUUGACCAGUGGUGUGGCAUGUACACACCUUGCCUCCAGCAA
Molecule: messenger RNA, 8878 nt
Organism: Rattus norvegicus (Norway rat)
Lineage: Eukaryota; Metazoa; Chordata; Mammalia; Rodentia; Muridae
Source: RefSeq, a predicted model, not a curated record